This is a messenger RNA of Anoplophora glabripennis (Asian longhorned beetle), 1317 nucleotides long. RefSeq names its product replication factor C subunit 2 (gene RfC4). The coding region runs from base 103 to 1155 and encodes 350 amino acids. The transcript is spliced from 7 exons. Gene Ontology annotation, cellular component: DNA replication factor C complex; nucleus. The record is from RefSeq and is a predicted model, not a curated record. Gene Ontology annotation, molecular function: DNA clamp loader activity; ATP binding; ATP hydrolysis activity. Lineage: Eukaryota; Metazoa; Arthropoda; Insecta; Coleoptera; Cerambycidae. Gene Ontology annotation, biological process: DNA-templated DNA replication; DNA repair.
CGCAGAUAACCAAAAUUUCUAGCAAAUUGGAGGGAAAUGAGUUUGUCUCAGCUGAUUUCAAUUAAAUUACAUUUUGUAGAAUGAAAUAAAGUGUAAAAACAAAUGGAAUCUCAAACUAUGGAAGUAGAUGAUGCCCAGCCAGGCCCAUCCAAAAAAUUAGAACCAGAAACAUCAAAGAAAACCUGCAAUUUGCCUUGGAUAGAAAAAUAUAGACCACACACCUUCCACGACAUUGUGGGCAAUGAGGACACAAUCACGAGGCUCUCGAUUUUUGCAGAACGGGGCAAUGUACCUAAUAUAAUUAUAGCGGGUCCUCCCGGUGUUGGAAAAACCACAACGAUUCUCUGUCUCGCCAAGAUAUUGCUAGGACCUGCUUUUAAAGAGGCAGUUUUAGAACUGAACGCUUCCAAUGACAGAGGUAUCGACGUAGUUAGAAAUAAAGUUAAAAUGUUCGCCCAGCAGAAGGUUACGCUUCCACCAGGUCGGCACAAGAUCAUUAUAUUGGAUGAAGUCGAUAGUAUGACAGAAGGGGCGCAGCAAGCGUUGAGACGAACGAUGGAGAUUUACAGUAAUACCACAAGAUUUGCGCUUGCUUGUAAUUAUAGUGAAAAAGUGAUAGAACCGAUACAGUCGAGAUGUGCUAUUUUGAGAUAUUCCCGGUUGACGGACGCUCAGGUUCUAGCCAGGAUCAUUCAGAUUUGCCAGAAGGAAAACGUUUCAUAUACGGAAGACGGCUUAGAGGCCAUAGUUUUCACAGCGCAAGGGGAUAUGCGUCAGGCGCUGAACAACCUUCAAUCCACCCACAACGGCUUCGGCGAGGUGAAUUCCGAGAACGUCUUCAAGGUGUGCGACGAACCGCACCCCGUACUGAUCAAGGAUAUGCUGCUGAGCUGUAUCAAUGGCGACAUUAGGAAAGCUUAUAAGUACGUAGAGCAUUUAUGGAACCUGGGGUACGCGGCCGAGGACAUCAUAAAGAACAUUUUCAGGGUCUGUAAAAACAUGGAUAUGGAGGAACCUUUGAAGCUGGCGUUUAUCAAGGAAAUAGGUCUGACCCACCAAAAAAUCUCCGAGGGCCUUUGCACUCUCGUACAGAUGUCUGGAUUGUUAGCCCGAUUGUGUAUGGCGGCGAAAGGGGUGUCCAAACCUUGGGGAUGAUUUUUUCCUCGCCGAGCUCUUGAUUUGUACAAUUUCUUUUUAUUUUCACAAUAUUCGGGAAUAAGUCAUUUUUUGUUUCUUCUUUUAGUUGUUUUGAUUCCAAGUUAGUUAAUUUUAAAAUUAAUGUUAUUUUUUUUUUUAAAUAAAUAUCCUAAAACCCGU